AUGGAGUCUGGAGAGCGGCUGGCCUCCCCUGCGCCCACCCUGUCUGCUGCUCGCACCUCCUCCCCUGCGGCCUCUUCUUCCUCCUCCUCCUCCUCUUCUUCCUCUUCGUCAUCGCCCGCUCCCCACUCCAAGAGCAGCCUGGCCCCGAGCCCAUCAGCACUGGGAUCCACCCUCAACACCUCUGGCCGUCUGUAUGGAGCAGCGGGAGAGCAGCCCUUCAUUGGCUCCACAUUGUCAAGUGCCUUCCCUCUGGUCAACCAUCCAGCCUUCGGAGCCCUCUACACUGCCGGAGCGGGCAGGCCUGAGUUUGGUGGCCUGGGCUCUCUCGGGAUGUCAGCUGCUCUGGCUGCCCACCCCCAGCUAGGAGCCCUGUCUGACUGGUGGCGAGCUGCUGAAGCCCAUGGACGGGGAGCUGCUGCCUUUCUUCCCUCCUUCAUAGGCUUCCCUCCAUUCUUCGCCCCUCACAUUCAGCCCAAUCACAAUGCUAGUCCUAUUCAGAUCAGGACGCCUGGCAAGAAUAGCCAUGCCCCACCUAAAGGGUUGAAUGGUGCAGUGAAUGGCGGCGGCGUCUGCCCUCCCACCUCACAAUCAGGGAGCUUCUCCGCCAGUCCGACUCCUCUUCAGGCACCGACAAAGCCCACCAAAAACCCGGAGCCCUCUAACAGCCACCGUAGCAGCCCGCAGAACAACCCAGCAGAGCUGGUGGAGAAGGCGGUUCAGAAACCUAAAGAGAAGGCUUUAAUACCCAGCUCCGACACUGUAACAACUGACAGGCCACUCUCGAGGGAGGCCCAGGAGAAGAAAGACACUUAUGCUCAGAGGGUGCUCUCCAACCCCCCAACCCUCGUGCCCUUACCGUGCUCUGUCUCCCCUCCCGCCUUGUCCCAAACCUCAGCACUGGGACUCAGCUCCAGGCCCCGGACCGAGGGCCCCCAGCAGCACUUCAGUGUGAUUCAGUCCACUGGCCUGGCUGCCAACCCAAAGCCCCUGGCACUUCUCGCCCAGUCCCGGAGGGAGUCUUCGCCCUCUUCCUCCCCCAUAGCUCUCACCACGUCUCCAAAGGCACUCUCCAGCACCGCUUCUCCCAAACCUCCCAAACUGCUGCCCUCCUCCUCCUCCCCUCAGCACCUGCCCCUCUCCCUCUGUUCUUCCCCAAAGCCCCUCUCCGUCCCCUCUCCGCCCCGCUCCACUCUCCCAGCUUCUACCUCCCCGAAGCCUUUCAGUUUGACCUCGUCAUUAGCGAGCUCCCGGAAGCCCUCUCUGAAGCCACCAAAGCACGCUGUUCCUGGCACCGCCAAAUCCAACAAAAGGAAACUGCUGGAAGCUUCGCUUGCGCAGAUCAAUGAGUUCAGGCUCAAACAGACUCUUAUGUCCCAAGGGCAGACGUUCCAAGCUGAGCAAAAGAAGCAACAGCAGGGGCCAAACAAAUCCCCCAAGAGGACAUCACUGUCUUCACCACCAUUGCCACCUGUUCCUCCUCCUCCGCCCCAGAACAAUCACUCCAACCUCUUCCUCUCGAGCGCCCUGCUGGGUCUCUCUGAACCUCAUCACCCGAACGGAGUCAUCCAAAGCACCACUCAGGACGCACCUCUGGCCCUCAUCACCAAACCUCGCAAAGACUCCGCCUCCCAGGGCAAGUCUCCCCCGCGCGACCCGGACGCAGGGUCAAUGCCUGUCAACCUGAGCACAGGGGCCAGCAGGAGCCAAGCAGCCGCCCAGGCCGGGCCCCUGCCACAGCCCCCCACUACCUCACCCCAUGCCACAGGCCAUGGAUCCAGAAAGAACAAGACCCCUAAGAGUAAGGGACAGACACCGGGACUGGGACAAGCGGACCCCUUAGCUGCCUGGAAGGGCUUCUCUCAGAACCAUCUGGUGCAGUCUCUGGUAGACUUGUUUCGAGGCGGAGAGCCCGGCAUCGGGAUUCCUGGAGUCAGUAUCCCUGGGGUUGGAAUUCCAGGUGUAGGAAUCCCCGGGACAUGCAACCCCACAGCUGGUCUGCCAGCCAACAAAGAAUCUGACGACUCAGGAGAUGACGACGACGAUGAGGACGACGACCUUGAGGAGGAGGAGGAUGAAGAGGACUCGGAUGACAGUCUGUCAGAGUCCGACAGCAACUCAGACAGUGACAUCUCUGGAAAGAAAAUGAAGGAGUUAAAGCUGCUGCCGUCUGGAUCAUCUAAGAAGGAGAUGAUUACCCAGAGGCUUACCAAAGGUUCAGAGCUACUGAACACCUCAACCAAUCACACCAGCACCAGCUGCUCCCCUCUCAACCUACAGGUCAUCAAGAGCCCCACUAUUGCCACCAGCUCCAGUGCCUUGGCCUAUCACAGCUCUCCAGGCUCUUCCUCCUAUAGCCUCGCCUCUCCAUUAGGCUUAGGGAAAAGGAAGAGGGUGAUGGAUGAGAAGGAGUUGAUGGCACCUCUGGAGUUGGGGUGGCGGAGAGAAACCAGAAUCAAGUCCGUGGCCGGGCGCCCACAGGGCGAGGUGGCCUACUAUGCCCCAUGUGGGAAGAAACUGAGGCAGUACCCAGAUGUGAUGAAGUAUCUAUCCAGAAAUGGAAUAAGUGGCAUCACGCGCGAUAAUUUUAGCUUCAGUGCAAAGAUAAGGGUUGGUGACUUCUAUGAAGCCAGAGAAGGACCCCAGGGUUUACAGUGGAGCCUGCUGAAGGAAGAGGAAGUCAUUCCCCGUAUUCUGGCGAUGGAGGGCCGCAGGGGUCGCCCCCCGAAUUCAGAGCGGCAGCUAGCAGGCGACGGUGCCAAAAGUAGCCGACGGAGGAAGGGACGACCCCCAAACGUGGGCGACCCCCUUGCUCCGGAGGGCCCCAGUCCCAGUGAGGUCAAACUUCUGCGCAAACUAGAAGCUCAAGAAAUAGCUCGGCAGGCCGCCCAGAUGAAACUGAUGAGAAAACUGGAAAAGCAGGCACAGGCGCGGGCAGCCAAAGAGGCCCGAAAACAGCAAGCUAUCAUGGCAGCCGAGGAGAGAAGGAAGCAGAAAGAGCAGAUAAAGAUCCUUAAGCAGCAGGAGAAGAUCAAGCGUAUUCAGCAGAUUCGGAUGGAGAAGGAACUGAGAGCGCAGCAAAUUUUGGAGGCCAAACGUAAAAAGAAAGAAGAAGCAGCAAAUGCCAAAAUAUUGGAGGCUGAAAAACGCUUAAAGGAGAAGGAGCUGAGAAGACAGCAGGCGGAGAUUCUUAAGCACCAGGAGUUGGAGAGGCAUAGACUAGAUAUGGUAUGGGAGAGGGAAAGGAGGAGGCAACAUGUAAUGCUGAUGAAGGCUGUUGAGGCUCGCAAGAAAGCAGAGGAGCGUGAACGCUUGCGGCAGGAGAAAAGGGAUGAGAAGCGUUUGAAUAAAGAGCGCAAACUGGAACAACGGCGGAUGGAGUUGGAGAUAGCAAGAGAGCUGAAGAAGCCAAAUGAAGACAUGUGUCUGUCCGACCAUAAGGCUCUCCCAGAGUUCUCCCGGAUUCCUGGUCUCAUCCUUCCUGGACGGGCUGUGUCCGACUGCCUGAUGCUGAUGCACUUCUUGCGAGGCUUUGGCAAAGUGUUGGGUCUUGAUUUGAAUGCGGAUGUGCCUACCUUGGGAAUGCUACAGGAGGGCCUACUCAAUGUGGGGGACAGCAUGGGCCAAGUUCAAGACCUUCUGGUCAAACUGCUCUCGCUGGCAGUCUGUGAUCCCGGUUUGCCAGCCGGGCACAAGACUAAAACAAUGCUGGGAGACCACCUGACCAAUGUUGGCAUCAAUAGGGAUAACGUCUCUGAGGUGCUACAGAUGUACAUGGGAGCUCAUUGUGUCAACACAGAUCUGGCUCUUCUGGCCCUCAGUCUGAAAACCAAAGCCUUCCAGGCUCACACGCCAGCCCAGAAGGCCUCAAUCCUCGGGUUCUUGGCCAAUGAGCUGGCCUGCAGCAAAGCUGUCAUCAGUGAGAUUGACAAGAACUUGGAUCAAAUGGCAAACAUGAGGAAGGACAAAAUCAUCAUGGAGGGAAAACUGAAGAAGCUGAGGACCAUUUAUGCCAAGCGAACUGGAAGGAGGGAGGCCAGCAUGGGUGCGGAAGAAAACCACUCUGUUGGCACGCCGUCGUCCGCCGCCAAACGCAAGAGGAAGCUGGGAGCAGACAGUGAAGACGACGACGACGACGAUGACGACAGUGACGAUCCGGCGGAGGACGAGGAGGAUGAGGAGGUGGAGGAAAUAAAAAAGGUUAAAAAAGUGGAGACGUACGAUGAGGAAGACGUUGAUCAUGCUACCAGUAUCGAGGAGCUGGAAAAGCAAAUCGAGAAAUUAGCCAAGCAACACCAUCAGACCAGGAGAAAGCUGUUUGAGAUUUCCCACUCUUUACGCUGCAUGAUGUACGGACAAGACCGGUACCGGCGCCGGUACUGGGUGCUGCCCCACUGUGGAGGGGUCUUUAUUGAAGCCAUGGAGAGCGGAGAAGCUCCAGAGGAGCUGGAGGAGGAGCGGCAGAGAAGGAAAAGAGCGGCAGAGGAGGUCAAGGUGAAAGAAGAACCACAGGAGAUUGAAUUGCAGAAGGAGAAAUCUGUCAGCCAUGAUGGACAGAACAUUCACACACCCAGCCUGGAGAAACAGAAGGAGGAGGAAAAGGAGCACAAUGGGAAGAAAAGCUCUCAGUCCCUCUUCUACCAGCAGCCCAGCUGUGUUUCUAAACUGUGCACGCUCCGAGACUUCAGCCCGGAUGCCAGCGAUGAGUCUGUGAAGGCAGAGAACAAGGGGAGUCCCCACAUGAGACAGAACGGCAGUCCCAUGGGCACUCCUAUCGCCACAAACACAGCAGCAUCAUCCUCCCCGAGUCCCAAUACUCCCGAGCCUGCCGCGGCAACAACUCCCUCCAUGGUGACCGCUAAUGACACCGCAAACAUCCUUCCUCCUGCCUCCACCUCCUUAUCUUUCCCCUGCCUGCCAGCUCCUCGUGAAAGCCCAGGGAACACUCCUCCGACGUCGUCCCCGGCCCCAUCUCCUCUCCUCUCAUUCCAAGCCAACGACCAGCUGCUGAGAGUCCUCACCGAGAGGAGUGGACACUGGUUCAGUCUGCUGCCCCGAAACCCCUGCGACCUGGCCUCCCUCACCACCAGUCCACCGGGAGUACCUCGCGGGUCUCCCCAGGCCUCCUCCACCCCCGGCAGACCCCGGUCCCCCCCUCCAUCCCCUGCCCUCCCUCUCACCCCUUCUGCUGCCUCUGCCUCUGCCAGCCCACACCACCCAGCCGGCCUCCUCAAUUACCCGCUCUCUGCCCUGCAGGUGAGGCCGAUGGCCGGAACGGCUGCACAGCUGCUCCUCUCCACCUACUCGAUGUAUAACCAGCUGCUUAUCCCGCUUCCCUUCCAGGUGAAGUCAGGUGGCUCGCUGCUCGGAGUUUCUUUCGGAAGUUGGCCCAGUGGCAUGAUGAGUCCCAGCCUGCCUCUGUGCAGCAGCCCCAGUCCCAUGCCGGGUCACUCCCUGGAGGGGAACACGGCCGCGAGCGUCUCCAGUAAGAGCGAAUCACCUUUACCUCGCAUUGAAAAAAGCUCGUCAAUGCCCUCCCCUGCUUUGGAAAUGCCAAAGUCCCUCGACCACGCCACGGCUCGGCCCAUCCCUGAAGAGAUGCUGACCGGCUGGUGGCGAGUGUCCGACAUAGAAGAGCUGAGGGCUCUUGUCAGUGCCCUGCACAGCCGAGGAAUCAGAGAGAAGUGCCUGCAGAGGCAGGUGCAGAAGUAUCUAGAGAUCAUCCCUCAGGUCUGCACCAAACACAGAGACGUGGCCAUGAUCGAGCUCCGUGAGCUGGAGGAGAGUCAGGUCAGCGUGGAGUCGGUGCGGGGCUGGUGUGUGGAGGAGCAGGCCAUGGAGAUGGACAUCGCUGUGCUGCAGCAGGUGGAGGAACUGGAGAGGAAAGUCACUGCGGCCAGCCUCCAGGUCAAGGGCUGGACUUAUCCGGACCCUCAGUCCGAGCGGGAAGACUUGGUUUACUACGAACACAAGCCCCUGGCCAAAUCAAUGCCAGCUUCAGGAAGCACAGCAGACAAAGACUCCAGGGAGCACCCGGAGGACCGCGGGGAGAAGGGCGGGGUGAUGCGUCACCCGGACAACCCGCUGGACAUAGCAGUGACCCGUCUGGCCGAUCUGGAGCGCAACAUCGAGAGAAGGUACCUGAGGAGCCCCUUAGGUACCACCAUUCAGAUCAGGCUGGAUAAUGUGGGUACGGUCACUGUCCCUGCCCCCGCCCCAUCCACUAGUGCUGACAGGGAAGGUGGGGAGGAGGAGGUGGCUCACGGCAUGAAGGUGUGGAGGAAGGCCCUGAGCGAGGUGCGCAGCGCCGCCCAGCUGGCCAUGUGCAUCCAGCAGCUGCAGAAGUCCAUCGCCUGGGAGAGGUCCAUCAUGAAAGUGUACUGUCAGAUGUGCAAGAAGGGGGACAACGAGGACCUGCUGCUUUUGUGUGACGGCUGCGACAAAGGCUGCCACACUUACUGUCACAAACCCAAGAUCACCAGCAUCCCAGAAGGAGACUGGUACUGCCCAGCGUGCAUUUCCAAGGCAAGCGGCCCAUCGCCUAAAAGCAAAAAGCCUCCGGCCAAACCGGUAGCCUCCAGCGGGGGAGGAGGGAAAAAAGGCGGCGAGGCGAAGAAGAACGGGAAGCAGACGGGCAACGGGGAAGUGUCCGAGGAGGACUCAGCCAGCGCCAGCAGCACGCCCAAGAAAGGAGCGAAAGACACCAGCAGGAAGAGGAAAGCAGAGGAGAGUUCACCUGCUCUCACACCGGCCAAUCAGGAGAGCCCUGUGUGUGUGAAACGAGCCAAGACGGCCCGAGACAACAACAGGGACCUGGGAUUAUGCAGGGUGCUUCUCGCUGAGUUGGAGCGGCAUCAGGACGCGUGGCCCUUCCUGACGCCUGUCAACCUGAAAUCGGUGCCCGGUUACCGGAAGGUCAUCAAGAAACCAAUGGACUUCUCCACCAUACGCGAGAAGCUCGUGAGCAGCCAGUAUCAGAACCUGGAGACUUUCAUCAUCGACGUCAACUUGGUCUUUGAUAACUGCGAGAAGUUCAACGAGGACAAUUCGGACAUUGGUCGAGCCGGUCACAACAUGAGGAAGUUCUUCGAGAAGCGCUGGACUGAGCUUCUGAAACAAACAAACUAAGUCAGUUUGGACUCUUCCCGUGGACCCAUUCGACUUUUGAUAUCGGAGCACCUGGUUUCACUUGAUUUUCUGACGGAGGAGAAGGUCAGCCUCUGCUAAGGAACCCGCGCGCCGCAAAGAGUCGUCACCCUGAAAAAUGUCUAAAAAAAACAUGAAAAAAGAGAAAAAAAUAAGUUGUUACAUGAUGUGCGCUGGAUUUAUUACAACAGGGAUAAAAGCCCCAAAGAGUCCCAGAGAAAUGGGGUGUCCGAGUGCAAUACCAUUCCCUGUCUCAGAACACUGCACUGAAUGAAUCCUCAAAUGUCACUGAUGUAUCUGCUCUAGAAUACUUUCCACUACUUGUAAAUAGUCUUUUGUUAUUUAAUCGUAUUAUAGUGAAUGUAUUUAAUUUUGUAAUAAUUAUUUAUGAAUCAAGGUCCACUUCAUUUUCUAUGAAAAGGAGGAAUCAUCAGAACUGCUUUGAAUUAAAAAAAAAAAGGAAUGUGUCUUUGUGUUAUAAUUUUUCUCCAAAAUAUCAAACAAAGCCAAGACAAAAAAAAAAAAACUGUUUACACUGUUCAGUGCUUUGAGGCAUCUGAGGACUGUAUUCAUUUGUUCAAACUGUAAAACUGCAUUUAUUUACAGGAACAGCAGAGGAACAGUUAGACAAUGGUGAUUCUUGUGUAUAUACUGUUUAUUAAUGUCAAUAUUAUGUCUUGUUUGGAACGAUGUGUAAAAAUUGUUUAAGAAUAUUAAGAUAUUGUUUAUGCCUUAGAAUGAUUGUAGCAUUCUAUUUUAGUGACCGUGAUGAAAACAUUAUCAUAAAUAUUGUUUGUACAGUAUAUACAUAUCCUCUGCAAACACUGUGGUAUCCUUAAUCUUGGUAGUGCCUACCCUUCCAACAGGGGCAUGUAGGGGAUGUUCUUGUUUUUAGUUUUCAUUCUUAUAACGAUUAUUUUUUUAAUAUGAUUUCAAUCCAAAAAGGCCUCCAAAGUUGGACAGUGACACAGAAAUCAUUCCUCACCAUAGCAGACAAAAAAAAAGGAGCAACUAGCAUUCGGUUAUGCUUCCACAACGCAUUUCCUCGUAAUCUGCCACAAUACAGAGGACCUAAGGCCAUUUGUAACCACUGUGUUGAACCUUGCUGUGUGUUGUGGCCUGAUGGAGGCAGCUAGAUUUUUUUGUACCCAAGUCAAAAGUACUUGAAGUUACUUUAUUUAAGAUAUUGUGGAAUAAAAGUAUCAUUCUUUUGUAGGAGCUUUAUUUUUCACUAGUGUGUGGCACGGACCUAUUAAAAGGAUGUUUUUCAACGUAAGUGACUUAACCUUGUUUUAUUUCAGUUCCACUGCACUGUUCUGCUUUUGUCAAAGGAAAGAGGUUAAUCAAGUUGAAUCAUGCGUCGCCAUAGAUCGCGCCAAGACCGAAAAGCAUCGGAACAAAUAAGAAUUACAUAAAACAUUCUAAUCUAAUUAAAACCC
This is a messenger RNA of Menidia menidia (Atlantic silverside), 8582 nucleotides long. The record is from the annotation of a GenBank genome assembly. Lineage: Eukaryota; Metazoa; Chordata; Actinopteri; Atheriniformes; Atherinopsidae.